Mucor mucedo is the source of this 1001-nucleotide messenger RNA. Its product is annotated as phosphoadenosine phosphosulfate reductase. The record is from RefSeq and is a predicted model, not a curated record. The transcript has a single exon. Lineage: Eukaryota; Fungi; Mucoromycota; Mucoromycetes; Mucorales; Mucoraceae. Gene Ontology annotation, molecular function: phosphoadenylyl-sulfate reductase (thioredoxin) activity. Bases 25 to 852 code for a protein of 275 amino acids. Gene Ontology annotation, cellular component: cytoplasm.
CAUAUAAUUCCUCAUCUAAUAAAAAUGCCUUCUACAACCAUGAAUGCUAGAAUCCAAUCAGGUGCUGAUUUGAGCCCAGAGACUUUAAAGCAAUUAAAUGAAUACCUCGCAAAAUUGGAGCCUACAGAAGUGCUUGAAUGGGCUAUUAACUGUUUGCCUAACUUGUAUCAAACUACUGCUUUUGGCUUAACCGGUCUUGCUACUCUUGAUAUCAUUAACAAGAUCAGCGUCGAUCGCAACCAAAGCCAUAUCGUCCCAUUGAUUUUCUUGGAUACACUUUACCAUUUCAAAGAGACAUUGGAACUCGCCGAACGAUGCAAGGAAACUUACAACGUUCCCCUCAAGGUUUUCAAGCCCAUGCAAUGCACAACCACCGCUGAUUUUGAAACCGAAUAUGGCCAAAAAUUAUGGGAGACCGAUGAAGAUUCCUACGAUUAUUUGAUUAAAGUCGAACCUGCCCGUCGUGCUUAUGAAGAACUCAAUGUCAAGUCUGUGAUCACGGGUCGUCGUCGUAGUCAAAAGGGCGAUCGUGAAGCUAUUCCUAUCUUGGAAGUAGAUGGUACCGGACUCAUCAAAUUAAACCCUCUCGCUUACUGGGACUUCCAACAAGUUUGGACUUACAUUCGUGCAAACGAGGUCCCUUACAACGCCUUAAUUGACCAAGGUUAUAAAUCUAUUGGUGAUUGGCAUUCUACUCAUGCUCCUAAUGGUGGUGACGAACGUUCUGGUCGUUGGUCUGGUCAACAAAAGACCGAAUGUGGUCUCCACAAGGACUACUUCAAGAUGCGUGCUGCAUUUAUGGCUUCCAAAAAGAAGAGAGAGACUCAACAACCUCAACAAAUUACAGCCUAAAUUAUACCAUAAUCUCCUAAACAGCAUUACAACAUCAUUUCAUUCCUUUUUCCCUUUUAUAUAUAUUAUACGUAGUUUACUCAAAUUAUAUACAAAGCAAUUAGUGCCUGUACAUACAUCAAUAAAUGACAAUUUUCUUUAAAAAAAAA